AUGGCUCCCGACCCUCUCCCAUUGCCCGCGACAAGACCCGGAUUGAAGAAGAUCGCACCGUAUUGGUACCCGUAUACGACCAUGGCAAAGGGCAGGUGGUUUGACAGGGAGAUAUUAGAGGUCGUGUCGACGGAGUUUCGAGACAGGUCGGUGGAAUACUACCGGUAUGCCCUCGAGUCUGGGGUGACUACAGUAAAUGGAAAAAUUGCGCGACCUGGGACUAUCCUCCGGAACGGAGACAGACUAGAAAAUAUUGUCCAUCGCCACGAGCCUCCUGUCACCUCAACCCCAGUCCAGAUCCUGCAUACCGACUACGAACGAGAAUUCAUCGUCAUCAACAAGCCCGGGAGCAUCCCCGUUCAUGCCACAGGGCGUUUCUUCUAUCUCUCCCUCGUUGAGAUUCUGCAACGCGAAUUCGGUUUCAAGAAAGUCUACACCGUAAACCGUCUCGAUCGUCUAACCUCCGGCAUCAUGGUCGUUGGCCUCUCCUCGAAACGAGCACACACCCUCUCCGAAGAAUUCACUGCUGGUCAAGUUAAGAAGGAGUAUAUCGCUCGGUGUAAGGGCGAGUUCCCGGAAGGGGAGACGUACGUCGACCAGCCGAUGCUUACGGUUGAUCGCCAGAUGGGUCUUAACAUCAUCCAUCCCGAAGGAAAGACCGCUCAAACCAUCUUCACUCGUCUCCACUACGAUGCAAACACGGACACGAGUGUCCUCCACUGUCGUCCCCUCACAGGCCGCUCCCAUCAAAUCCGUGUACAUCUCCAAUACCUAGGCCACCCAGUCGCCAACGACCCAAUCUACUCCGAAACCAAAAUAUGGGGUCCCAAUCUCGGUAAAGGUGGAAUCGACAUCAACCCCUCCGACGAACGUUCCGCUCCCGCGCCACCUCCCCAAUUCCAAACCACCAACGCCCCCAACCCGGAACAACUCUCUCGCUCUCCGAAAACUCAGUCCAUCGACCCUUGGUAUCCAUCCCACGAGAACGAUCUUUCCGCGGUGGACCCAUCGUCCUCGAAGGUGGCGUCGGACGAAAAAGUUGAAGGUGGCGAGCCUGUUUCGCUAGGUGCGAAGUAUCAAACUCAGCCGGUGGAAGUGAAACCUCUUCCGAGAGAGACUGGACAUGAUAUUGGGAUGGGAUCGCCCGUGCCGCUUUCGGCUGAGGCUGUCAAUGUCAUCACCAAACUGAGAAACAUGAAGGAUGAAGAUGAAGACUGGUCUCGUUGGCGAGACGUCGUCUUCAAAGCGAAGGGAAAGCUUCAUCCAUCAGGUUUGAAGAUCAAGCCACUCCAGCCGCAGAGUAAACGGAAACGCGGUGGCCCAGGAUGGGUGGAUGGGGCUCCACCUCCUGUAGAGGUAGCACAAGAAAGCGGAACCGCCACCCCCGAAGUCGUGGCGGAUCAGAAUGACGGUAUGCUGUACUGUCCGGAGUGCUAUCUGCCGUUGCAUCCGGAUCCGAAACCGGAGAGACUGUAUAUAUUCUUGCAUGCGUUGAGGUAUACGACUAGUCUUGGGGUGUUCGAGACGGGGAUGCCGGAGUGGGCGGAGGAGGGGUGGGAGUGGGAGAGGGAUGAGUGA
Stereum hirsutum FP-91666 SS1 is the source of this 1578-nucleotide messenger RNA. Its product is annotated as pseudouridine synthase. Lineage: Eukaryota; Fungi; Basidiomycota; Agaricomycetes; Russulales; Stereaceae. The record is from RefSeq and is a predicted model, not a curated record. The transcript is spliced from 11 exons. Bases 1 to 1578 code for a protein of 525 amino acids. Gene Ontology annotation, biological process: pseudouridine synthesis. Gene Ontology annotation, molecular function: pseudouridine synthase activity; RNA binding.